AUGCUGAAAUCCAUCAUCUCCACGUCCCUGUUCAUCCUGGCCACAGCUGUGAGUGGCUUGUCCACGCCCACGCCGCCGGGCCUCGAGUUCCUGUACUCGUUGAAUUGCACUCUCGGUGAGCGGUUCAGCACAGGGGUCGGUCCGUAUGGGGAUGUUCGCGUGAUCCCCAUCACCGGCGGAACCUUCGAAGGGCCCAAGAUCAAGGGGGAGGUGCUCAACCUUGGCGCGGACUGGAACUACCUGGACAACCAGGGCGUCUCGCAUCCUGACACGAGGUACUCUCUGAGGACUGACGACGGCGAGAACAUCUACAUCAAGACGGCUGGCUCCCACCAGGGCGACGGUCUCACGCAUCUCCGCGGCAUCUAUGAGACGGGCUCGGAGAAGUACUUCUGGCUCAACUAUGUCACGGCUGUCGGAAUUCUGCGAAGUGGUGGAGGUGACUGGGUUUGGAUCGACAUGUGGUAUAUCACCUCGCCUCCGAACGGAACUGUUGGGAGUGCAUAG
Diaporthe citri is the source of this 507-nucleotide messenger RNA. RefSeq lists its product as uncharacterized. The record is from RefSeq and is a predicted model, not a curated record. The transcript is spliced from 2 exons. Bases 1 to 507 code for a protein of 168 amino acids. Lineage: Eukaryota; Fungi; Ascomycota; Sordariomycetes; Diaporthales; Diaporthaceae.